GGCUGUCGGCAUUUUUUUUGUCGAAAAAUUUAAUAAUCAUAUCAUCAAUAAUUACCGUCCAUAAUCAUUUCCACCGGAAAUAUUCAUUGAUAAAUUACAGCCAACAAAUUAUAACCAUAAUGUUUUCGACAUUAAAGUGACCUUUUUAUUUAUUUGAAGUAAUGAUAACAAACUUCAAAAAACUGACGAAAUGCAAUACAAAAUCGAAGAAUUGAAUUGACCAUCACCACCACUCAGUAGCCAAUAAUAGGCUUUUUGUUGUGAUUUCGAAUUUUCGAUUUCUCAAUUUUUGUUUUCUUCAUCGUUAUUGUUGAUCAAUUCGAAAAAAAAAAUCAUAAAGGAAAAGAAGCUAUAAGGAAUUUCGUUUUCGUUUUUUUUUUGGUUUGUUGGUGUGUGGUAUGUAUAAUCAACUACCAUCAUCAUCGUCAUCGUCACUGUUACAGAAUCAUCAGCAUCAACAAUUGCCGCCAUUACAAAUGCAUCAUCAACAUCAACUACACCAUCAUCAUCAUCAUCCACAUCAAGCGGCCGUAUCAUCGACAUUGAAUCGGCAAAAAUAUCAACAGCAGCAGCAGCAAGGACAUUAUCCACAUCAGCAACAACAACAAGUCAAAUAUGGUCAUCAACAACAACAACAAUUUCAUUCGACAUUUGAAUCAUUUUUACAUCUACCAAUUUCACCACCAGCAGCAGCUAUUUCACAACAACAACCAUUAAGUCAUCAUAAACAUCAUCACCAUUCACAAAUGGCUCCAUCAAGAAUGAUUAGUGAAAAUGAUUUUCGAUCUGGUUCAAAUAAUCAACAAUCUUUAUUGUCGUUGUCUGAAUCGGGUGAUCAAGAUGAACAAUCAUCUUGUGGAUAUGGGCCUAUGAUUGAAAACGAUGAUCUUGAUUAUAAUGAUGAUGGAGAUGGCGAUGGUGGUGAUAACGAUGAUAAUGAACGUUCGAAUAGCCAUUAUAAUUCAUCAUGGAUAUUUCGUGAAGAUUUUAUCAUCAAUCAUACACCAUCAAGGCGACAUGGUAUUAGUUAUACGGACGAGAUUGAAUAUCGACGUAAAGGAACAAAAUUUAUAAGAGAUUUGACGAAAUUGUUGAAAAUGAAACCUAUCUGUAAAGAAACGGCAUAUGUCUACUUUCAUCGUUUUUUUAUGUUACGAUCAUUUAGGCAAUAUGAUCCUAUACGUAUUGCUAUGGCAUCAUUAUAUUUUGCCUGUAAAUAUGAAGAUCAUCCGUUGCCGAAAGAUCAUCUUAUACAGGUAUCAUAUUUGUUGAUUAAUAAUUAUGUCAACAAACAGCAGCCAUCACAUAAAUUGAAUAAAGAUGAUAAGGAAUAUAUUGAAUACUGUGAUCGAUUAAUAUUGGACGAAAAUUUGAUGAUACAAUUAUUAGGAUUUGAUAAUUUACGUGUAACACAUUUUCAAGUGUUGGUGGUUGAAAGUUAUUCACGUAAUCCAAUUGCCGGCACUACACAAGAAUUAUACACUGCAGCAUAUCAGAUUGCUUCAGAAUUGAAUCGAUUAUCUACCCUAUGUCUGGAAUAUACGGCACCAUUUUUGGCUGCUGUAUCAAUCUAUUUGGCUGCUUGCUACAAAACGAUAAGGCUUCCGGAUGAUUGGUGUCAAACUAUCAUUACGGAUAUGAAAAAUCCUGUUGAAAUGAAAAAAAUGGUGAUACAAAUUGGUGAAAAAUAUCGUGAACCAUUAUCAUCAUCACAAUUGAUACAGAAAAUUUUAUCCGAAGAAUAUCUACGUCUUCAUAGAUCACCGCCGGGUGUAAUGAAAAAAUCUUCGGACCAAAAAUCCAAUUCGUCCACUAAUGAUCAACAGAAACAACAGCAUCCUGCAUUAGGAGCAUUAUUGAUGACAAAUUUUUCACCUGAUAGUGCAUAUUCAAGUUCUAGUUCAACGGCUGCUGCUUAUUCGCCGGCCGAACAACAGCAGCAGCAUCAACAACAACAACAACCGGUGAAUCCUACUCCUACAUCAAACAUGUCUGGUGAUCGAAAAUCUCAGCUACAGAUGAAUCAUUCAACGGCUGGUGGAAGAAAUUUCAGAUCAAUGGUGAAUCCGAUUUCUGUUGGUUCACAAUCUCAACAACAACAACAACAGACAAGAUAUUCGAUGGCCAAUAAUAGCAACAACAAUUACCAAAGUAAUAAUAUGAAUCAACAACAAACGAAUAAAAAACGUAGUUCUACUGCUAACGCAUUGAACAACAACAAUCAUGUUAUUAUGAGUAAUAAUAAUAAUGGUCACAUCAGUAAUUUUGCUCAACAACAACAACAAAACAUUGAUUUUUUAAACAUCCAAAACAACAACAACUCGUUAAUAAAUAGGCAUAAUUUGUUGAAUCAACAUUAUCGAUCAUUAAUUAGUGGUAAUAUAAAUAAUAACAACAAUAAUAAUCAAUUAUCUACAAGAAAUCUGCAACAACAAAUGAGUAGUAAUAAGAAAUUCAAAUCAAAUCAUUCAAUGGAAACAACAAAUUCUAAUGAAUAUUACAAUCGUCACAAUAAUAAUCAUGCUGCCUAUGCGAUACAACAACAAUUGGGUUUAAUGUUUCAACAUUCAAAUGCGAAUGGUGGUGGUGGUGUUGGUGGCAAUAAUAUUCCAAUUAAAAUUUCAUCUGUUUUAUGUGUGUGA
Molecule: messenger RNA, 2642 nt
Organism: Dermatophagoides farinae (American house dust mite)
Lineage: Eukaryota; Metazoa; Arthropoda; Arachnida; Sarcoptiformes; Pyroglyphidae
Source: RefSeq, a predicted model, not a curated record